Molecule: messenger RNA, 1614 nt
Organism: Loxodonta africana (African savanna elephant)
Lineage: Eukaryota; Metazoa; Chordata; Mammalia; Proboscidea; Elephantidae
Product: olfactory receptor 5D13-like
Exons: 1
Coding region: 757-1614 (285 amino acids)
Biological process (GO): G protein-coupled receptor signaling pathway; sensory perception of smell
Cellular component (GO): membrane
Molecular function (GO): olfactory receptor activity; odorant binding
Source: RefSeq, a predicted model, not a curated record
AUUCCCCUCUGAUAUAAGUGUCUUGUCGAGAUCAAAGGUGAAGUUGUGGUUUGUCUAAAAAGGGAUGGCUUUUCAAUGGCAAUUACUUCUGAUAUAGGACAGAACACCUAUAUAACUCAAUGUUUGGAUCAGGACAAGAAAAACAAUUCCUGCUUUUAAACAGGCAGAAUUUAGAACAGCAAUUGCUCUUAAAAGUAUUACAAGGUCCACUGGAGUAAAAAAGAUGCCUGAAAAGAAGAGAAAAAAAAUCAGAUAGUUCAUUUUUGUGGUGAUACCAGUUUCUUAUGACCCACUUUUUCUUCUGACCCUAACCACUCAGAGUUAGGUCAGAUCUCAAAGAUAGAGAGCACAAUCCUCCAGAGUCCAUGUCUCCUCAAGACCUCAGAUAUCAGCUGCAAGUUAGGGGGUCUGCAGCCCCCUCACAUCUGACCUGUUAACUCCCACAGCUCCCUGAGGUUUGAGAAUUUGCUAAAAUGACACACAGGAAUCAAUUCCAAUUUCAUUACGGCAAAAAAGGAUCAAAAUGAAGAGACAUAUAAGGAAAGAUCUGGACAUGUCAUUGACUGCUAACCUAAGGGAUGGCAAUUUAAACCCACCUAGCAGCUCCUGGAAGAAAGGCCUGGCAAACUGCUUCCAUAAACAUCACAGUCAACAAAACCAUGUGGAGUAGUUUUACUCCGUAAGACAUGGAGUUGCCAUGAGUUAGAGUCAAAUGGACGGUUUUUUGAGGGGAGGUUCAAAACUCAGUUUGUCUACAUGGUCACUGUGGUGGGGAACCUGGGCAUGAUUGUGAUCAUCAGGAUCAACCCCAAACGCCACACCCCCAUGUUCUUUUUCCUCAGUCACUUGUCUUUUGUUGAUUUCUGCUACUCCACUAUAGUUACACCCAAACUAUUAGAAAACUUGGUUGUGGGAGACAGAACCAUCUCCUUCACAGAGUGCAUCAUGCAGUUCUUCUUGGCUUGUAUAUUUGCAGUUGCAGAAACAUUCAUGUUGGCAGUGAUGGCCUAUGACUGUUUUGUGGCAGUUUGUAACCCCCUGCUUUACACCAUCGUCAUGUCCCAAAAGCUCUGGGCAUCAUUAGUCGGUGGGCCCUAUGCAUGGGGUAUAGUUGCUUCCCUGACACUCACUUAUUUUCUCCUGACAUUAUCCUUUUGUGGCUCUACCAUCAUAAAUAACUUUGUCUGUGAGCACUCGGUUAUUGUUUCUGUCUCCUGCUCUGAUCCCUGUAUCAUCCAGGUGCUUUGUUUUCUCUUUGCCAUAUUCAAUGAGGUCAGCAACCUGGUGAUUAUCUUCGCUACACUUUUCAUUUCUGUAACUGUCAUAAAAAUGCCUUCCAAUGGGGGGCGCCAAAAAAUCUUCUCCACCUAUGCCUCCCACUUGACCGCCAUCGCCAUUUUCCAUGAGACUGUCCUGUUCCUCUAUUGUGUACCCCACUCCAAAACCUCAUGGCUCAUAGUCAAAGUAGAAUCUGUGUUUUAUACAGUGGUCAUCCCCAUGCCGAACCCCCUGAUCUACAAACAAAGAUGUGAAGGAGACUGUCAGAAAGUUCAUGAGCCACCUAACACAAUCUUGAAGAUUUAUGUAUUUUUCUGGAGAGAGUUUGCUUUAUGA